Messenger RNA from Hibiscus syriacus, 684 nucleotides. RefSeq lists its product as uncharacterized. NCBI's taxonomy places the organism in Eukaryota, Viridiplantae, Streptophyta, Magnoliopsida, Malvales, Malvaceae. The record is from RefSeq and is a predicted model, not a curated record. Bases 1 to 684 code for a protein of 227 amino acids. The transcript is spliced from 2 exons.
AUGAAGAAAUCAUUUUUAUUACUCUCUGCUUUGCUUGUUCUUGUUGCUGCUCAAGUCCAUGGAUUUGAGCCCUUUGAUUUUGAAUAUGAAUUUCCUCAGGAUUUUGAAGCUUCAAAGUUUUCUUCUGAAUCCCUAUAUUUUCCUGAAUCAAAUUCUGAAGAACCUUCAUUGCUUUCACAAUCUGAGUUUCCUCAGGAUUUCCAAGAAACCCAAUUUUCUGAAUCUGAACGUCCUUAUGAUUCUUUAGAAAUCCUAAAUUUUCCCGAGAAAACUUCUCAGUUUUCUGAUAAUGGAUUUCCCAAAGAAUUUGAAUACCCCGAAGAGUCUUUUGAAUAUGGAACCGAUGCUCACCGUAAAAUCAAAUACCCUCCACCAUCUCCUGCUCCUUCGCCAUCAGAAACACCAUCUCCAUCGCCAUCAGAAUCACCAUCGCCAUCGUCAUCAAUUCCCGAAAACACUUGUGUUCACAAGUGUUCGUUGAAAUGCCGCAAAGAAUUCUUUCCUCCCCUUCGCAACCUAUGCCUCCAAGUCUGCAAGAAGAAAUGUUUGCUCCGUUACUCGGUUUUGAUCUACCAUUGUACUAGUCGUUGUGCAGAAUCCAUGCCUAAAAUCUUCAAAUCUGACAAGAAGAAAGCAGCUCGAUACGUCGAUUACUGUUACAGGAAGUGCGUAACGAAAUAUUAG